Messenger RNA from Platichthys flesus (European flounder), 5749 nucleotides. RefSeq names its product phosphatidylinositol-4-phosphate 3-kinase catalytic subunit type 2 gamma (gene pik3c2g). Gene Ontology annotation, cellular component: phosphatidylinositol 3-kinase complex; plasma membrane; cytoplasm. The transcript is spliced from 33 exons. The coding region runs from base 119 to 4258 and encodes 1379 amino acids. Gene Ontology annotation, molecular function: 1-phosphatidylinositol-4-phosphate 3-kinase activity; 1-phosphatidylinositol-3-kinase activity; phosphatidylinositol binding. The record is from RefSeq and is a predicted model, not a curated record. Gene Ontology annotation, biological process: phosphatidylinositol 3-kinase/protein kinase B signal transduction; phosphatidylinositol-3-phosphate biosynthetic process; phosphatidylinositol-mediated signaling. NCBI's taxonomy places the organism in Eukaryota, Metazoa, Chordata, Actinopteri, Pleuronectiformes, Pleuronectidae.
ACUUGCUGAGCCUGGUUUCCCGCAGACGCUCUUGGUGUUGACACAGGAUGAGACCCCAGCUCGCCGAGCUCUCAUGGACGCAUUGAGAGUGUGAAACAACCCAAUCCUCUACAAUGUGAUGGAUCCUCCUGACAGGCAAGAUGAAACACUCCAGACACAAGAGUCCGACCUCCCCUUGCCUUUGAGAGCGGAUCUAGAUGAAACCCACAUUUACGAGGACCUUGACCAGCUUCAGGAAAAGGAUGAAGAACCUUUGUGUGAGACCUCCCCUGCUGAGUUUAUCUUCCUGCCUGAACCUCAACCACAACCUCCGGGUCAUCUCUCGGCUGGAGGCACUGAGAUCACUGACCAGCACAACACAACUGGGCUUCGACCAGUCCGCAGGCCUCCACCUCCACCCAGAACCAGGCCUCUGCCCUGGUUGGAAGAUAGACAAGACCCUGCAGCCCCCCCUGUACCCCCUAGGACACUCAGAAAGCAGGUUUCCUGUGACCCACCGAAGCCCGCUCCCAGGCUCAUCCGAUCCAGGACGGAAAUAGACCUUCAUGAGCUCUGGACGAUCAGACUUAUAGACACUCCACAGGGCAGCACCAGGAGGCUUUCCUCUUUUUGUGAGGCAACGUCCAAGCUGAUGUCACGGCACAAACACAGUGACGGGGUUCAUAACUCAGGCGUGUUGUGGGGUCGAGUGCUGCAGGUCCACCCUGCCCUGCUGCAGCAGGUGGAGGUGACGGUCAGCAUGGCCACAGAGUGGGGCACUAACCAGAUCCCCCUCCCCACCACAGUGAACAGGACAGUGAAGAGUCUGAUUGAUGAAAUCUUCCAGCUGCUGGACCUCACUCCCGCCACAAGUGGGCAAUACGUUCUAAAGCUGUGUGACUCCGAGGAGUGUCUGCGAAAUGAGGAGCUGCUGGGUAUGCACGACACUAUUCAGAUCUACCACAAGCUCAAACUGACGGUCCCCCUGCGACUGCUCCACGUGAACAACCUCAAACACAGUCUGUCUAGGGAUGAGGCAGACCACAGGAGCCCCUGCCAGCUGUACCAGUCCCUGCGUCCUGCCUGUCUCUUUGACACCUGCAAGUUGAGCCUGCAGGAUGUGCUCAGCAACUACAACAGAGAGGUGACAGAGAUCAUGAAGAAUAAGUCUGGGAUCAACAUCUAUGUGCUUUUGAGUCGAGUUUACAUCAUCACUAAUCUUCUCUGUGGACUCUCAUGUGAGGAGCUGGAGGACGUCACCAGCUGGCUCAACAGACUCGGCCCCACACAGUUGAGUCCUGAUGAGAUUGAAAGUGCCGUGCUCAUGCUGCGGGCGGCGCUGCUCAAAGUGCUGCAGAUCUUUUUUGACAGCUUCCAGUCAGACUUCAGAGGUCAGGAGGUCACCAGCCACCAGCAGACACGUGAUGUCGAGGACUACGGGGACAUCUGCCAGUUCAACAUCGCUGCUCUCUACAAACUGCAGCUCUCCUGGCUCAACACGUAUGAGCACUUCUCUGUUUCCUGUGAGUUGAUGUACAGAGGAGUGAAGAUCUGCGACACUGGCGUUUCCGAACACAUCAGCACAGCCUUGUCGUAUGGAAACAAGAUCCAGUGUAACCGCAUGAUGGUGUUCCCUGUUCCAGUGAAGGAGCUGCCCUAUGAGAGCAUGUUGACGUUUCACUUCAAAGGCUCAAAGAAAGGAAAGAAUCCUGAGCUCCUCGGCUGGGCCGUAUUACCUCUUUACACCAACAGGACUUUGGCAACAGGGACCGUCCUGCUCAGUCUGUCCACGCUGGCCUGGACGCCAGCUCCUCCCUCCCCUGCCCUGUUCGACAGCCACACUCAACCUGUUGGGGUCAUACUGCAGCUCGAGUUUCCAAAUCAGUUCAAGUGGACCUAUCAGAGACCCAUCGCACUGCCUGGUUCGGUCAUUUUCACUCCACCGUGUGAGGAGCUGCAGAAGAAAAUGCUGGACGUCUCGAAGAAGCACUGCCUCUGUUUUCUUACAGAAAAUGAGAAAUCUUUCCUGUGGGAGAAGCGAGACUGUGGAGACAAAGCCAGCACGUUCCUCCACCUGAUGCUGGGCGGAGUUCCCCAGUGGAAGCCUGAAUACUUGACAGAGAUCUAUACUGUAGUAGAGAACUGGCCCAUUCAUCUACCUGAGGAGGCGCUCUUCCUGCUCAGUGACAGUUUCCAUGAUCAGACUGUGCGGGGAGCUGCUGUUCAGUACUUUGAUCAGACAUCUGAUGGAGAACUGGAGGUGUUUCUGCCUCAGCUGGUCCAGGCUCUGAAGAGUGAGUGGGAGUUGGAGGGACCUCUGGUGAUGCUGCUGUUGGAGAGAUCACUGAGGAACAUCCGAAUCGCCCAGCAACUCUACUGGCUGCUGGAGGAUGCUCAGACUGACCCUUACUACCAGAGUUGGUACAAUAAGAUUCAGGCGGCUCUGUUGCACUGCUGUGGCCGGUCACUGAGGCAGGAGCUGGAGCACGAAACCCAGCUGGUGUCCGAGCUGGUGCAGGUGGCUGACAGGGUCCGCACCGCUGACAAGUCUCGACGUAAGAAUGUUUUGAACGCAGAAAAGAUGAGGAUCGUCAGCCUCUUCAAAGACGGGAUCAGCUUUGGUCUGCCACUGGAACCUGCCGUCCGUGUGAAGGCGGUGGACGUGGAUGCCUGUAAGUUCUACAACUCCAACGCUGCUCCUCUGGGGAUCACAUUCGUCUGCACCGACCCUCUGGCCAAGAACGUCGGUGUCAUCUGCAAGACUGGAGAUAACCUGCGUCAGGACAUGCUGGUGCUUCAGAUUGUCCGUGUGAUGGACAGGCUCUGGCUCCAGGACGGACUGGACCUGCAAAUGAUCACCUACAAGUGUCUGUCCACAGGCCCAGCUCAGGGUCUGGUGGAAGUGGUUCCAGAGGCAGUGACCCUGGGGAAGAUUCAUCAGGAGUGGGGUCUGAGUGGGACACUACGGGAGGACACGCUGGAGAAGUGGUUCCACAUGUGGAACAAAACCAAGGAGGACUAUGAAAAGGCUGUGAUGAACUUCAUCCACUCGUGCGCAGGCUGGUGCGUGGCCACGUUCAUCUUGGGGAUCUGUGACCGCCACAACGACAACAUCAUGUUGAAACCCAGCGGACACAUGUUCCACAUUGACUUCGGCAAGAUUAUGGGGAAUGCCCAGAAGUUUGGAACCUUUAAAAGGGACCGCUCUCCAUUCAUCUUUACAUCUGAGAUGCAGCACUUCAUCACAGGCGGGGGGCAGAAGCCUCAGCGCCUGCAUCGCUUCGUGGAGCUCUGCUGUGAAGCUUACAACAAAAUCAGACGGCGCUCUGCCCUGAUCCUCAGCCUGUUGGAGCUGAUGCUACAUGCUGGAAUGCCAGAACUCAAGGACUCUAAUGACCUGCAGUACGUCCAGAACAACCUCAGACCUCAUGACACCGACCUGGAGGCCACAUCCUACUUUACAAAGAAGAUCAAGGAGAGCAUGGGCUGUGUUGCAGUCAAGUUUAACUUCCUGACGCACAACAUGGCCCAAGGGAAGAAGCAAGAACCUCUGACCAGGGACGGCAUCCCCGCUCCCAGCACCAACAUCCAAGAAGCCGUCAUCCAGGGAUACGCGGUCAAGGAAAAAGAUGUGAUGUAUAGCCUCAGAGUUACCAUUGAUGAUGGUGUUCUGACCAGUGAGAAGACAUUCGGCCAGCUUGAGCUGAUCCAUAAGCAGUUACAGAAACACUUCAUUGAAUCGAUGCUGCCCCAUUUUCCGAGCAGGUAUAUUCCGCCGUCCACCACCACCAAGAAGAUGUCUCUGCUGAAUAAGUACCUGAAACAGCUUUUUGAGGGACCAUGCAAGGGAAAUGAGUUUGUGUGCAGCUUGUUCCUGGACGGCCCCGGCAAAGUCCUGGACGGCCCCGGCACAGCCCCGGGAGCCCAGCCUCAGAUCCAGCUCUACAUUUCUUAUGUUAACUCUAAGCUCUCGGUUUUGGUAAAACACCUGAAGAACCUUAAACAUGCAAACGGCUCUAACCCCGACGCCUACGUGGUUAUGCGCCUGCGGCCGGACCCUCAGCAGCGCUCCAAGAGGAGGACAAAGGUGGUCCGCAACAAUGACAACCCCACUUUCAAUGAACUGCUGGAGUACAGCUGUGUUCCACUGCUGUAUGGGAUGGUGCUGGAAGUGACGGUGAAGAGCAAGAAGACGUUCGUGGCUGCGACCAACAUCAGACUGGAGGACAAGUUCCUGGACAAGAAAACAUGGUUUCCCCUCGGGAACUGUGCAGUCUGACCUGAGAGCACUGUGCGCCUGCUGCCAGCAGAGGGCGCAGCCGCACUGAGGGACAGGAUCCAGACUGAUGAAGUGUGGGAGAUUCACCUGAGAGGAGGAAGUGUGCACUGACAUUUUUAACUAUUUAUCUGAUGCAACUGAACCUCAUUGAACCCUGAGCUCAUUGCACUGCCGGUGAAUGGAAGACGUUACAAAUCUGAGUCACUAGACUCAGGGGGAGAGACUGUUUAUUGUGCGAAUUAUUCUAAAAUAUUUGAUUCUGCUUGUUUCAAUGCAGUCUCUGUGAUGAAGGAAAGAAACUAUUACUUGUGUUAUUGUACGUGCACUUUAAUUUGUACAUGCACUUUGUUUUCGUUGUUGUAAAUGUGCGUGGUCGAGACAGUCAGGGUGGCAGAUUGAGGAGGAGGUGAUACGUUUGUUGUUGUCAUUCCGAGGCUGCCUGUCAGUUACCAGACGGAACGUGUUGUUUGUCCCUUUAGGCUGUGUCAACUGGAUGUCCUUGACCAGUGGAAGGGUUGGGGUGAGGAGAGAGGGGUGAGGAGUGUGUGGAUGUGUGUGUGAGCAGGAUGACAACACUGCCUCUCUGGCCUGAGGGGUUGACUUAACAUCCCCCUCCCCCCCUCUCUCUCCAUCCUUUGUCUUAUCCAUCAGUGGCGUCCAGACACAGUUAUUCACAUGCAUGCACAAACAUGCAGAGGCAGAUGUUCACAUGCCUGUACAAAUAUCCAGAAAACAAACACACACACACAAACACACACAUCCACAUGGCCUCUUUCAAGGCUGAGGCGGGUCUAAAUGCCAUCCUCCUCCUGACAGGCCUGCUGACCCGUGCUCUCCUCCUCAUUCACGGUACUCAGUGAUGAACACAGGUAGAAAUAGACGCCCCUGCACUGGGUUAGGCUCAAUAAUGAAUAUACCUCUGUGAAAGCUAUUUAUAUUAUUCCCUGUUGGCUCUCGCACAGGGCGGCUGGUUCGGAACGGAAAACACUGGCUGCUACUCGCUCAUCGGAAUGUUCACGGAGUGUGAAUGUAUCCCGGUGUGACUCAUCAAUUUCAGCCUCAAAGCUGCUGCAACUGAUUCUGGGGAACGGCACGUGCGUUACCACUGAUCUCAACAAGUUUGCAUUGGCCUUCACAAACAAUAACUUCAUCUGUAGACAAAAACACACCCGUUGUAUAACGAUGCAUUCAAUGACCAGAAUAAGCCGUGAGUGUGUGUGCGUGUGAGAGAGAGAGAGAGACACUGAUGAACUGUUAAUGCUACACCACCAUGUGGUUGUGACUGGCUGCUGCCCGCUCAGAGGACAUUACAUACCGGUGUUUAUGGUGGCCACAGCCCACAGCCUCCGGUGGCAACUCCUUGUGGCCUCACUGCUCAUCAAUGUUCACACAAGUCUUCAGAAUUUCUCUAACUUAAGUCUAACACCAGUUGCUUCUAAAUUUUGAAUCUUCCGCCCAAAAACAAAGUCAAUAAAUAGGUCGAUAAAUACA